AUGAAGGCAAUUUUUGUGAUGCUCUUGAUGUUAAAAGCUGUGAGGUAAGUUCACCCAGAACAUUGGGAAACGAUUUAUGAUCGUACUUCAAGUGAUGUGAGUCAAUGUUUACAUACACUCCAGUCUCAAUGCACUGGAAUUAUUUGCACGGUGAGCAUUCCAAGAGGAUUCUUGGAUUCAGGUCUAGUUCAUAAAGCGAAACGAAAAGGCGACCGUGUUGUUGGUAUAGUUGAUAGAAUACCCCGUAAAGUCGAAAAAAGUCUAUGAUACUUUGAUUCGGGUGAGGUGUUCCACUUGAGAAUUAUAUCAACUGAUACAAAAACGUAAUUGAACCUUGGGAAACAUCUCAUGGCAGAGAGAUUUCAGCGCUAUAGUUGCUUUGAAAAAACAACCGCAAGACGUUAAACAAAAGAGGAGAUAUUUAAUGAAAAUCUAGAGUCGUACGGGGCUUAAGCUCUGAUAUAAGAAAACCCCUAUGACCCUAAAUUAGCAAUAAAAUAAUGAAAUUAUUGAAAGGCAACCUCGGAAUUACAUUUGUUUAGGUUUUUCUAAGAGAAAAUGACACUUAAGAUUUUUACGGUGUCCGGUUAUAAAUCAAAAUGCAGAUAUCAUUCGAGUAAAGACCAUUUCAACUGAGCCAUUUUUUCCAUAUGUUAAACAUACUUCAGAAUAACUAAGUGAACAAUCGACCUGUCAGGCGAAACAUGAAAGUUUCUCAAAUGUAAAGUAAAGUUGUUUAUUUUGGCUACAUAAAAACAUUUUCAGAGAAAGGUAAAGUCAGUUUUAUGAAUUAUGAAAGGGUUCUGGUCUACCAAAGCUGAUUUGUGUAACAUGUAACCGAAACAACAAUAAAACCGUAGAAAUAAAAAUUUUCGUGCUCUUGAGUUCUUUAGGCAUCUUGAUUGUCCCUUCAGACGAGCUCUUACUAUCAGGUGCACGAUUUAAAAUUCUCUCACGAAUUUCCAAAUUGUCUUGGGCGACUUUAACAUUCCUAUCGUUAUUUGAUCAUCCAAAAUGUUAUUAUGCGAAAUGAUUUACAACGUGAAAUAAAAUGUGAUUUGCAGUUUUUAAGACCAAGUCAGUGUGGUAACGCGUGAUCGGCAAGGCAUCUAAGAUUAUGACCGCUCUCUGAAACUUCAGGUGUUUCCCCAAGUUUGUUUCCAAUCUCUAUGCAGCUUGCGUACAGCAAAUUGGUUUCUACGUCAUGAUAAACAUAAGAGACUUAAACUGGAGCAGGAUUACCGCCCAUGUAAUAUAACCCAUUAAUGAGUUGGAUGCUUCUAGUUAGGGCGCGCAACGCACGUUAUUGUUUACGUGGACGAAGACGAAGAAUAGAUAAAAGGAAAUUAAAAUAGUCAUUUUACGUAAGAAUCUGUGGGCAGACAUUUCCUCCCAUUGUAAAAAAGAUAACCUGCCCACUCUGCACUGAGCGUAUUUUCAAAGAACUUUUGAAAUAUGUUGACAUAUGCUGUUGCUAUUUCAGUGUGAAAACUCUGCCUGAAUUUAAAUCCAGCAAAGAACCAGAUAACAAGGCACGUGCAGAUGACGUAACUGAAGACAUUACUUUGGAAUAUCGUCCUGAGAUAUUAAGGGAAAAUUUGAUCAAAUUAUUCAACUUGACUGCACAGGACUUAGAACUAAGGUACGGAGUAUUCUAAUGUGUAUGGGUGCGUAAGUGUGUGUGGGUGUGGGAGGGGGGGGAGGGGAGGGGAGGGAGAGAGAGUAGGCCAUUUGUGUGGGACAAUAGGAAAUGAGCCGAAUAACCCAAAGUCAGCGUAGUAUCAGCCGAAGCCAGAGCUAAUUAUGGCUCUUGCGGAAUCCCCCCCCCCCCACCCCCUAAGUUCUUUUCCAGUUUCUUUAUCAAUGACACGAUCACGCUGAAAAUUUACAUUCGUCCUGUUAGCCCAUCACAGAUAACCACAGAACUUUUUCAGUCACGCGGUGAAAAAUUAUGUAAAUUUAUUUCAACAAAAGUAAAUAUUAACACAAGAAAAGCGGUUAAAACCCGCGGGACUGAUUAAGAGAAUAUCAACUGAUAUUCUCCUGGACUGACUUAGUGCGCCAACAUGGCCGCCAUUUUUUUGUUUAGGUUACCAAUAUGGAUGCCCUUACGUUACGUGAAAACGAUCUAUUAUAUUCCUGGAAAGAUUGCCAUCGUCCAUUUCUACUCUCAGUUAGAGAGAGGAGAGAGGCUCCGUCGACCGUUGACAUAGGCUCUGACUCUUGCCUGAAAACACAACAAAAUUAUUUCUUCAGAGUUAGAUUAUGGAGCCUUUGAUUUUGUCUCUCGAUUUAUCGGUUUCGAAUAUGGACAAAAUAGGCAGGGAUAAUUUUUUUGCACCUAUCUGGCAUAUCUUGCCAAAGUACACAAAAUACCCUGGUUGUGUAGUAUUCUAUAAGGGAUUAACAUAAAGUUAGUGUGACGAGGGAUUGGCCAGAUUCACUUGUGGGAUGCAGGAUGAAAGACAAUUUUAGGGCGGAACGCGGUUUAAAGUACAGCGAGAUUGGAAGCCCUAUUUUUGAUCCCUAUUAUCAGUUCUAAGCUUGUAGGAAGAUUGAUUUUUAAUUAGCUGUCGGUAUAUCUCGAAACAUCACCUGACAUAAAACUUUCUUUAAUCUUUUUUCCGAGUAGUAGAUGAUAUUAUGUACUAUGAACAAGUUUUAUAGUAAAAAAGAGCAAAAAUUUCCUUUAACACUUUGCGUAAUCCGGUUACAGACUGCGAACGGUUUUAACAUUUCGGGCAAACUUUGUAUAAAGUAUUUAUACGGUUAUGAUGUAACCCCCAAAUUUGUGUUUUGCUUCUUUUUUUGAUUUGUAUUCUUUUAUCCUGUUAAAUCUGUUACACUUUCCACUCUGAGACAGAAAUUUUACUCUUUCUUCUCUCUUGACAAGCCUGGCCUCUUCCAAACGGUUUGAAAAUAAUCGAAUUUUGUUUUUAUAUUCCUAGUUAUGAAACAAUUUGGCCAGGGGGUCGUAGCACGAUAACGCUAAAAAGGACACGUGGAAAAUCUGGUGACAAGAAGUUAUUGGAUGUACCCCAGGUUACAACUGGUGAGAAGAGUGACCAAAAAAGCACGACACAGAGCAGGUAAAAAGCAGUGCAUUAUUGACUUUAAGGAACAGAUUUGUCCAGGCAUAUUUCUUGCGUUAAAUGGAGGCUACUUUGUUGAUUAUCCUUCAAACAUCUUUGCAACGCGUGGAACAAAACGUUACGAACAGCUUACCGUUUACGUUACGAACAGCUUACCGUUUACUGCGUUGCUAAUUUUUCACUGUUCUACACCAUGGAUUUAUGGACAAAUGAAUAUGUUCCUAGUUCUGUAAGCAGCAUUCGUCUUGAAUUAAAUUUGAAACAGACUUUUAUCGUAUUGGGCAUGAGGCCGAAAAUUGGGCGAUAUCAUUUGGGGAAUAUUUUUUUUUAGCUAGGGCAUAUCUAGUCACGUGACCCCUUUAAACCAAUCGCGUGCGAGCAAAAUCAUUUGUAACCUGAAGUUGACUACCAUCUCGUCCAAGACAACUGGCAAUUUUCCCCAGUCGUUUCAUGGUAUGGAAACCGGGGUAAGGUCUGGCGCUAAUGAGUCACGUGGCUCAAAAUGAAUUGGAAUUAAUAUGGGUCCACACUAUCAUUCCCAGGCAAUGCUCGUGAGAUUCUCAUGAAUGACAUUUGUAUCAAUUUCUUUCUUGAAAUCACUAGAGGUACAACUCAUAAGCUACAAGCUAAGCGAGUGAUAAUUCCACCAGACGAACGAAAACAGCUACCUUCCUCCAGUAAGGCCCAGAAAUCACCUCACUCAGCUGCUUGUAAAGUGUCUUGUAAAGGAUUUUGCAAAUGGUCUUGUUCGGGGACUUUGAUAGGUCCGCAUCACGUACUAACUAGCGCGCAUUGUAUCGACGGAGUGGAUGUCGCUACUCUUCAGGUUGGGUUUCUGGAGAGAAAUGGCCGGCUACAGUGGUACGAUGUGAUGAAAGCGUCCAUGCCACUACGAUGGAAAAUUACUAAGAAAAAAUAUGAUUAUGCCGUGCUUAAACUCAAAGGUCGGGCAAAUCGUCGAUCGUACGUCAGUGUCGUAUCCGUGUCCCUGCCCAAAAACUCGUUGAUAUCGAUCACAGGUAAGCUAGGCGCUAGUAAGUAUCGAUCUUACUUCAGAGUCGUUCCAUACCCUUACCCAAAGGAAUGCAGAAAAAAAGUCCAGGUGACCUGGAGGCUAAUUGCUAUAGUUUCGUACGGGAAACUUCAGGUCGCCAAUGUCACUGUACCUGAGCGGUAGAAAAGCAACUGACAAUGUUAAAAUCAGUAACUCAUUGAAAACAUUUUGAGCCGGUUAUUUAAACAAAGUUUAGCCGUUGUUUAACAAAAACCAUCUUCAAUUUAGCCGAACCUUUUGUCUAAACAUUUAUUUUUGUUGACAAUGUCCAGAUGGUCUGAAGACCACUGCUUGCAUAAAACCGCGGUUCGGGUUACAGGCCUCAUGUAAAUAUAACCGGCCCUUCGGGUUUAACACUUGUAAAUAUUCCCAAAUUCUAUAUGGAAACUGCCCGGACCCACCUAAUAAAUCAAUUAAUCAGUUAUUUAUCUGUACGUCAUUAAACAUUUUCGGUCGUUUUUAAAUGCUUGAUACGGUGACCAUAAUUUUCGAAAAACAAAGAAGCACGAGCAAAAAUCCACUUUUUUUUUCACAUCGUACCUCCUAAAUUGAAUUUUUCAUGUUUUUUUAUUCGUAAGGAUUUCCCGGUGACAAAUCUCCUAGCAGUCUUUGGAUCUCCAAAUGUCGUGCAAUCUUAGUGAGCAGCGGUCAGAUUUGGAAUAACUGUGACGUGGUGAGAGGGAGUUCGGGGUCAGGUGUUUUAGUAAAGGACAACAGCGGAGGGAUAACUCGCACGGUUGUUGUCGGUGUACUGUCCGGCGAACAAUCUGUACGAAUUCGAGGACGUGUCAAGAGAUUUAAUGUAGCUGUUCAUCUAACAGGGUCUAAGCUAUCUCAGAUUAAUGAAUGGAUAAAUAAAUAAAGCCUAUUUUAAAGCUUGAGAAGGAGAAAUUAAAAGCAUUUAAAGGAG
Messenger RNA from Pocillopora meandrina, 5056 nucleotides. The record is from the annotation of a GenBank genome assembly. Lineage: Eukaryota; Metazoa; Cnidaria; Anthozoa; Scleractinia; Pocilloporidae.